AUUUAUACAAGUUAUUAUGUUAUUUUCUAAGUCAGUCACACACCCGUAACUAUGCAAAGUCACGGGUACUUUGGCUAGGUAUUAUUAUUAUGAAAGAUCAUUGGAACAGAGAAAGCAAAGAAAAAAGGAGCUCCUACUUCAAAAGUUGAUCCAAUUAUUCAUUUUCUAAAAUUUCGUCUCCAAUGAGUCUUUACUUGAGCAAAACACUCAUAUUGGGUAUCAUGUUUAGGAUUUGUAUGGUAUUGCUAUCUUUCAAGAUUAGCAUAUCAUAUGAUAUCCAAGCUUCAUUUAUUUUUGGAGACUCCUUGCUCGAUGUAGGGAACAACAAUUACAUUUCUUCACUUGCCAAAGCAAAUCAUUACCCUUAUGGAAUUGAUUUUGGAAUGCCCACUGGUCGUUUUUGCAAUGGAAGAACAGUUUUGGAUGUUAUAGAGCAAGAAUUGCGUCUAGGCUUUUCUCCUCCUUACUUGUCUCCUACUACUUCUGGAUCAGUGAUUUUAAAGGGUGUCAAUUAUGCUUCUGCUGCAGCUGGAAUUCUCAAUUACUCUGGUCACAUUUUUGGUGGUCGAAUCAACUUCGAUGCACAGAUUGAUAACUUUGCAAAUACGAGAGAAGAAAUCAUCAACAAAAUUGGUGUUCCUGCAACUCUCAAUUUGCUUAAGAAUGCUCUCUUCACAGUAGCAUUUGGCUCAAAUGAUUUCCUUGAUAAUUAUUUGACACCUCCAAUCUCAGUUCCAGAGAUGGAGUUGUUGUCUCCAAAAUCAUUUGUUGUCAUCAUGAUCUCAACAUUCAGAGUACAACUAACCAGGCUAUUCAAUCUAGGAGCAAGAAAAAUGGUUGUGGUAAAUGUAGGGCCUAUUGGGUGUAUACCAUUUAUGAGAGAUUUUAACCCACAAGCUGGAAACAAGUGUGUCACAUUUCCUAAUCAACUAGCUCAAUUAUUUAACACCCAAUUGAAGAGACUAAUUGAAGAACUAAGGAACAAUUUAGAAGGUUCAUUAGUUGUUUAUGCAGAUGUUUAUCACAUUAUGGAAGAUAUCAUCAUGAAUUACAAUAAAUAUGGUUUUGAGAAUCCUAAUUCCGCAUGUUGUCACCUUGCUGGUCGAUUUGGAGGAUUAAUUCCAUGUGAUGGUUAUUCAAAAAUUUGUGUAGAUCGAUCUAAAUCUGGGGAGAGGACAGAGAGAGAUUCGGAGGGAAGAAGGCAAAGUGGAUUUAAUGUGGAAGGUGUAUUAUUACAUUUGGUGGAAAUUAGUGUUGUGUGUAGCACUUAAAUCACUUGUGCGCAGUAUAAAUAAUCACUCUUUGAUCCUCAACUUGGUGUGUUUGAUUUGGAAGAGAAGUUACAAAGAGAGAGUGUGUGAUUGAAGAGAGAAAUAGAUGAAAAAUAAUUUAAAUUUGAGGUAUUGAUGUGUACAAAGAAAGAUAGAAAAAAUAGAAGAAAGAGAAAUAUUAAUUAUUUUCAAAUAAGUAUGUUCUAUAUUAUUAGGAGUUGGUUAUAUGUAGUUACUAUUGAUUAAUAUUAGUUGUCAAUUAGUUGAGUUUUAUUUUUAUCAAGUGCA
This is a messenger RNA of Cicer arietinum (chickpea), 1559 nucleotides long. Its product is annotated as GDSL esterase/lipase At4g16230-like. Lineage: Eukaryota; Viridiplantae; Streptophyta; Magnoliopsida; Fabales; Fabaceae. The record is from RefSeq and is a predicted model, not a curated record. Gene Ontology annotation, molecular function: hydrolase activity, acting on ester bonds.